Messenger RNA from Dermacentor silvarum, 1429 nucleotides. RefSeq names its product beta-1,4-mannosyl-glycoprotein 4-beta-N-acetylglucosaminyltransferase. Gene Ontology annotation, molecular function: beta-1,4-mannosylglycoprotein 4-beta-N-acetylglucosaminyltransferase activity. Bases 522 to 1406 code for a protein of 294 amino acids. Gene Ontology annotation, cellular component: membrane. Gene Ontology annotation, biological process: protein N-linked glycosylation; N-acetylglucosamine metabolic process. The record is from RefSeq and is a predicted model, not a curated record. Lineage: Eukaryota; Metazoa; Arthropoda; Arachnida; Ixodida; Ixodidae. The transcript has a single exon.
UUCGUACCGUUCAGCUGCCUGAGCGGCUCAGUCACAAUUUGAAGCUCGUUGUGGCACGUAUCCCACCGGGAGAUUUUCCACUUUGGAAAAAACAAUUUGGUGCCUCGUGGGAGAACGCUGUCCGUGUAUGAUGAUCGGCGCUACAUGGGAAACCGCGAAAGAGCCGAGCAGCUCAUCGGCACCUUCAUUCUCGUUUCCAUUGGUCACAAACCGCAUAUUAUUCAAGUUAUAUGUACUGUGUGCCAUACUUUCCCUCAUUCCUUGCGCAAUGUAUUCCUGCGGCUACAUGACCACGCAUAAAUCAGCGGUGAGAGAAUAGCGACCAGACAAUAUCGAAUGCCUCGACGAUCCAGCAUCUGCGCCGACCGUCGCUUACGGGAGUCAACGGCCCUGGUUCAUCCGAAAGAGUAAACGCCACGUCGGGAAUACUGAGACUAGACUACAAUGUGACCGGUGAGAGGGACUCCUUGAAACCCGUCGAGUGCUUCGCACCGGGGACGGUUCCUGGACUUGGGAAGAGGAUGUGCGUCUGCCGCGACGGCUGGCACGGCGGCGACUGCGCCGUCCCCAGCGCAGUCUGGUCGACGCCGGUGUUCCGCAAGUGGUACUCCGAGGGUCUCAUAACGCGCCGAUCACGGCCGCGCGCGGUCUUCAACGGGAUCUCUUUGAACCACGAGCUUGACAUGCUCGAGAUACACGUGAAUGAGCUGAGCGACGCUGUAGACCGCUACGUGGUCGUCGAGUCCAACACCACCUUCUUCGGCGAUGCUAAGCCGCUUUACCUGCAGUCGAACCUGAAUGCCGGCUUCCUGGGUGAGCACGCGCACAAGAUCGUGCCACUGACAGUGGGUGAGCAGAAGUGUAAUGGCUGCGAUCCGUUUUGGCAGGAGUAUCACAGCCGCAAUGCUACCUGGCUGGAGGGCCAACGGUGGUUGGGAAACAUCUCGGACGACGACCUCUUCUUACUGACCGACGCCGACGAGCUACCGAACCGUGACGUGGUGCUCUUCUUGAAGCACCACGACGGCUACGGAGAGCCGAUCGGCCUGACCCUGCGCUGGUUCCUGUACGGCUUCUUCUGGGAGCGCAGGAGCGCGAUGCACGUGUACGCUGUGUGCACCGUCGGCUUCCUGCGCACCGUCUGCGCGAACGACCCCGUGACACUGCGUCAGGGCAGGUGUCUCGUCCCCAAGCUACCGUCUCCAAUCCACCGCCCCCGACCCACCGUCCCCGUGCUUGUUGGCACGGGAACGGUGGCCCACCAGUGGGUCAUCCAAGGAGCACGGCCACGCUUCUCCGGCUGGCACUGUUCGUGGUGCUUCAACGCCCAAGGCAUACAGGUGAUGCAGCCGUCUACUCUGGCACGCACCACAGGACGAGGUCACGUCAUUGAUUUUUUGCUUUGAACAGCGUUUGCGCUAACCAUUUA